AUGAUUCAAGAUGAACGAGUUGACCGAUUUCAAAUUCUAUUCUUUACAAAGACACAAAAUGCAAGCUUUAUAAAGAUUUUAUACAAAUUCAGAGGCAAUUUGUCAGAUGAAGAAUUAAACAGGCUAGGACAAACUCUUACACAGGAAGUCGUAGCCGUUCACGUAGUCGCUCACCGCGCUCCUUAUCACGUACUAGAAGCCGUUCCUACUCUUACUCUUCCAGAAGUCGCUCUCGUUCUUAUAGCAGGAGUCAGUCGCGCUCUUUAUCCUACUCACGUAGCCGUUCUCGUUCUCCAUACUCUCGUAGAAGACGAAAUCUUCGGCACGUUCGGACGAAUCAGAAGCGUUGAAAUGGCGUUAGAUGAAAAAUGGCAAAUGAACAAGGGUAUGGCCUUUAUUGAUUUUGACACCAGGGCCGAAGCAGAAAGGGCUAUAAGUUAUAUGGAUGGUGGGCAACUUGAUGGUGCAGUGCUCACUUGCACAUUUGUUCCACGUCGGCCACCCACACCACCGCCACCUAGACGUAGAGCAGCUACCGUGCUCGCGGAAGGUCCCCGUUACGACGCUAUUCAAGAUCACGAUCUAGAUCCCCUAUACGUCGUAGACGUUCCUAUUCUUAUAGUGAUUCUUACAGCUCUAGGAGCAGAUCUAGAUCACCAUACUCGAGAAGUCGUAGCAGAAGCUAUUCUAUAA
Molecule: messenger RNA, 693 nt
Organism: Racocetra persica
Lineage: Eukaryota; Fungi; Glomeromycota; Glomeromycetes; Diversisporales; Gigasporaceae
Source: the annotation of a GenBank genome assembly